Drosophila subobscura is the source of this 618-nucleotide messenger RNA. Its product is annotated as cuticle protein 16.5. Lineage: Eukaryota; Metazoa; Arthropoda; Insecta; Diptera; Drosophilidae. The coding region runs from base 27 to 554 and encodes 175 amino acids. The transcript has 2 exons. The record is from RefSeq and is a predicted model, not a curated record.
CUUUACCCACCAACAAACCUCCCAAAAUGUUCAAGUUUUUCGUUAUUGCCGCUCUCAUCGCCUGCUGCUCGGCCAAGCCCGGCAUAUUGGCUCCCUUCAGUCUGCCCGUGGGUGGCGUUCCUCUGGCCACCGCUCCAGUGCCCGUGGUGACGGCUCCCCUGUCCGCCGCCGGUGGCAGCAGCCAGGUGGAUGUCCGCAACAACUACGACGGCACCCUCUCCUCCUACACCACGACGCCGUUCGAGUACGCCGGACCCGUCUCCAGCCGCUACGUGUCGGGUGUUCCCGCUGGCCCCGCUCUGGUGUCCGCCCGCUACGCUGCUGCUCCCCUGGCCGCCGCCGCCUACUCCGCUCCCCUCACUGCUGCCGGAUACGCCGCUCCCCUCACUGCUGCCGCCGCGUACUCCACCCCUUACGCCGCUCAACUGGCCGCUGCCUACUCCGCCUACCCCUACGCCUCUCCCUACGCCACUCCCUACGCCUCCUACGCCUCCCCCUACCUGGCAUCCGGGGCAUACGCCGCUCCCUACGCCGCACCCCAAGUCGUGGUCUAAGCGCCAACUAAAUCCUAGCCAAAUUCAUGUACUAACUUGUUGAUUAAAUGCGAAACUAAAAAGC